Molecule: messenger RNA, 789 nt
Organism: Pistacia vera
Lineage: Eukaryota; Viridiplantae; Streptophyta; Magnoliopsida; Sapindales; Anacardiaceae
Product: heavy metal-associated isoprenylated plant protein 16
Exons: 2
Coding region: 143-523 (126 amino acids)
Source: RefSeq, a predicted model, not a curated record
GUAUACUACACCGCAGCCACAGGAAUCCCUAUAUAUACCAGAGAUAAAAGCCAACAUUGGCACACUGCCUUAUAUCUUCAAAACAGAUAAACCAAGUAACAACAAGAGUUACCUUUCUCUUAAUCAACAAAAACAGAGAACCAUGAAGCAAAAGGUGGUGAUCAAGGUUACUUCAAUGAAUGGACAGAAGUCACGCUCCAAGGUCCUGAAGAUUGCAGUUGGGGGUUUUGGGGUUGAAUCAGCGGCUUUGAAAGGGGAUGACAAGACUCAGAUAGAGAUAACUGGAGACGGGAUGGACCCUGUUGCUCUUACAAGUUUGUUAAGAAAGAAAGUCGGGCAUGCAGAGCUUGUGAGCGUUGGCCCUGCUGGUGGUGGAGAUAAGAAAGAAGAAAGCAAAGGAAAAGAAAAUGAGCCUAAGAUAGAGAGCCUUCAGGUCUGGUCUUAUCCUAGCGGUGUGCCUCACUACGUGUUUCCCGUUGAUCGACCCUAUGACCCCUAUUAUAAUUCUUGCUCCAUCAUGUGAAAGACAGAGAGAGACAGAGUAUUAGAGAAUGUUUUGUGUACAGUCGUUGAUUGAAGGGAGGCAAUUGUUACUCAGCUGAGAUGGUGUUGUACAAGAGAUGGAGACUUUGUUUUUCGUUAGCACCUUUGGCUUUGGGAUUUUGUUGUUGUCUACCGUCUGCAGAGCUAGUUUGUUGUUACACUUUGCUAUUAUUUUCUUUUUCCUCACUGACGAGGUGAGGAGUUUGUAAUAAGGUUUUUGAUGAAAUUCAUUUCCUAAUUUCCACA